AUGGGCGUCGACAGUGGCGAAGAAACUCAUGUAAACGAAGACGAAAAGAAGUUCGAAGACGAGAUAAACAAAGAGAUUUCGAAGCUAAAAUAUUUCUUGGAGGAAGCAGACGAAUUAAUCGAAAACAGGGUCUAUGCAGAGAUGGAUAUUUUGGACAAACGAGCUGGGAAAAUAAUCAACAAAUUGACGGACAUAAUAGCGCAAACAGAGGAAUUAAAACUUGACAAUGGUACGACGCCUCGGGCAGUGAGACAGUGGAAGAAAGACGUGAGAACUAAGUAUUUAUCGUUGGUCGAGGACAAAGAGAAAUUAACACGGGAAGUCAAACGUAGACAAGAUGAUUUAGAGCGCGAAUCUGAGCAACGGCAAACGGAAUUAGAGGAAAAACGACAACAACAACACGAGAGGCGAAUGGCGGAACUUCGUGAGAGACAAGAGGAGCACGAACGUAAAUUAUGGGAGGCGAAACUCGAAGCAGAGUUACAUAUGACGCAAGAAAAGAUGGAAAUAGAGAAAUCGGCUCGGGGGACGACAGCGAAAUUGCCCAAAUUGAAAAUUACACCAUUUAAAGGGACAGCUACGGACUGGGUACGUUUUGAAAAUAUAUUUUUGACACAAGUACACGGAAAACCGAUUACAGACGAGGAGAAAUUCGGAUAUUUGUUGGAGAUGGUAUGUCAAAAGGUUAGAGAUAAAAUUGCAAAUUUAAAACCAGGAGAGGUUGGAUAUAAAACAGCAUGGGACAGGUUAAAAAAGGAAUACGGACAGACUAAAUUAGUGGUAAAUGCUCUUGUAGAUGAGAUAAUUAAUCUGCCUGUUGUCAAGGGACACAAUUAGAUGAAAGUUCGAGAAUUUUACGAAGCAUUAAGUAGGAACUAUGAUGCGUUGUUAACACUGGGCGAAGCUGAUAUGCUGAAAGGGUUUGUCAUGACGACAGUGAAUAAAUUACCGCAAGUGAAGCCUGAUCUCGUAAGAACUGAUGACAACUGGGAGAAUUGGGACAUGGCAGCUCUUAUUGAUGAAAUCCGGAAGUGGCUGAGUCGACACAAGUUGGAUCCAGGAGAAACUCGAAAGGAAGGGUCUUGGUUUACAUCAAAGGGAAGUGGUAACGAAGUACAUACCGGUAAGCCAGUAACUCCUGUAUGUAUUUUCUGUACGAAAGAUCAUUGGGGAAGUGAUUGUAAGACAGUUGUAUCAUUGGAAGCAAGAAAAAAGUAUUUCGUAGAAAACCAGUUGUGUUUUAACUGUGGCCGAGCUGGACACAGAGCAAACAAGUGCCGCAGUCGAGGUUGUGUGAAAUGUAGGGCUAGGCAUCACUCUAGUCUCUGUGACCAGGAGAAUAAUACUGGUAACUCUGUAUUUACCGGAUAUACGUCACCAGUCGAAGGACAAACACCUCCACCAAUGAUCCCCGUUAAUAUAAAAGACACAACCCUGUGGGCUUACUUAGAUUCAGGAUCUAGCAGAAAUUUCAUAUCUAGUGAUGCUGCCAGAAAGUUGAAGUUGACCCCAGUCCGUCAUGAAACACGCCAGAUAGUCACAUUGAGUGGGACUACAAAACAGUCCUUGCCUAUUUUCGAAGUAACCAUGACAUCGCUUGAUGGUAAAACGAGGGAGAGUGUAGAGUUAACUGGCAGUAAGAUGUCUGAUUUUACAACAGUUCGACGUCCAAAAUUGAGUAAUUUAAAGUCAAAAUACGGACAUGCGGCUGAUAAGAGUUUCUACAUGAAGCAGAGUGAUGAGUACCAAAUACAUGUUAUUUUGGGGGACAGUACGUACUGUAGAAUUAAGACAGAAGAAGUUUUCAAGGGGGAUUCGGGUGAUCCCAUUGUUGAGGGUACUACAUUCGGGUGGACAAUCCAUGGUGGGGAGUUUCCAAGUGAUGGGUGUUGGUUUUCACAAGAGGAACAGGAUAGCCAACAACUUUAUAGCUUAGAUGUUCUAGGAGUGGAAGAUCGGGGUGAGAACGAUCAACUUGAUGUGCACAGAGAGUUUAAGGAGAACAUUGUUCAUGAUAUAAACGGGAGAUACGAGGUAAAAGUUCCUUGGAUUCCAGGGACACAGUUGAGUGAGACAAAUGAAACGCAGAGUAGAUUACGUUUGAAGCGAGUGGAGAGGAAACUUACAAGAUAAUGAUGACGGGAAGAUUACCAAGAGAGCAAUUCUUAGUAGAUUGGGAAGAGCCUAUGACCCAUUAGGAAUUAUUUCACCGACAAUGAUUGAGGGCAAGCGGAUUUAUCGUGAUUCAUGCGAGGAACAGAAAAGUUGGAAUACAGAAGUUUCCCCUGCACUCACAAGGCAGUGGAAUAAUUGGACAAAACAAUUGCGAGACAUUGAAGUCCCAAGGAGUUUGAUGCCAGCCGGUGAAACGAAAGCUAUCGAACUUCACUUGUUUACUGAUGCGAGUGCAUUGGCAUGCUCUACUGUGGCGAUGGCAGUGCAGUGGUUGAUCAAGACUCUAGAAAGUCAAAGGGGCUGUUAGCGUCAAAAUCUCAGUCCGCCGAAGAGUUCCAGAGGAAGUUGAAUUCGUUCAUUACACGAAAGACCAGACCACAACUGAUAGUGUCGGAUAACGCAGCCGUGUUCAAGGCAACCGCGAAUUGGAUCCGAAAGAUUCGGAAGGACGAGGUACUACAGAAUCACUUAGCAACCCAGGAGAUUCGUUGGAAGUUUAACCUAGCUAAGUCACCAUGGUGGGGUGGUAUGUACGAGAGAUUAAUCAGAGAGAUAAAGAAGACGUUGUACAAGACGUUGGGGAAGACGCACCUUUCCUUUGUACAACUCGAAGCUGUUGUUAUGGAUAUUGAAAGGCAUUUGAACAAUAGACCUUUAACGUACGUAGAGAGCGAUGGAGGUGAUGAAGAGGUGUUAACUCCAAAUUCGAUUGUGUGGGGACAGCAGUCCCACAUCUUGCAAGAUAUCGAAGUGGAAGACGAGGAACUUACGAAGUUCAAUCGAAGGCUAGUAAAGGCUAGAGAACACGCGUGGACUCGAUUACGAAAGGAGUACAUACACGGAUUGAUGGAAAGUCAUCGUAUUAACCGAGCGAAAUCACAAUCGCCGGAAGUUGGGGAGAUUGUUCUGAUCGUAGGGGAAGAGAGAAACCGUGGGUAAUGGAUGAAAGGCAAGGUGACGCGAAUCGUGAAGGGAGUAGAUGGAGUAGCGAGAGGAGUCGUAUUGUUGCAUAAGGGUAAUAGACUUGAACGGCCUCUCCAAGCGAUUUGCCCUUUGGAGAUUAAGAGCGUGACUGCAGAGACGGUGGAGAAGAAGAAGGAAGAACCGAUCAAGCCCGUUCCAGAGAGAAGAAAGGCUGCUGUCGAUGCGCAGGCCAAGAUACAGCAGUUAGCAAAGGACGAUGCUAUUUGA
This is a messenger RNA of Paramuricea clavata, 3366 nucleotides long. NCBI's taxonomy places the organism in Eukaryota, Metazoa, Cnidaria, Anthozoa, Malacalcyonacea, Plexauridae. The record is from the annotation of a GenBank genome assembly.